Triticum turgidum subsp. durum (durum wheat) is the source of this 381-nucleotide messenger RNA. The record is from the annotation of a GenBank genome assembly. NCBI's taxonomy places the organism in Eukaryota, Viridiplantae, Streptophyta, Magnoliopsida, Poales, Poaceae.
AUGACCAGUGUUAAGGCAAUAGGAGUUUUAUGCUUCCUAGUCUUUGUGGUCCUCUCUUCAUAUCCACACCAUGCACAAGAAGAUCACUGCGCCACGGAUAAAAGUAAGGUGAUGAGGGAAUGCUGGAGGAACAUUGGGAAGAAUGUCGGCGAACACCCCCUUCUACACGGGAGCGUGUGUUGCCAGGUGAUAAGGGCAGCAACAGACAUCCACUGCGUCUAUGAUAAAUUCACAGCUCAUGAACUGGCUAGGAUCAGUCUAGCCAAGUUUGCCAUGGCUACACAUGUAUGCGGCAAUGGGUUGCAUGCACACACUCACUGUGCAGGUUACACAGUUCCUGUUAUAACGCUACCUGCAACCCCACCUCCGGGCAGUACCUAG